Anneissia japonica is the source of this 6936-nucleotide messenger RNA. RefSeq names its product serine/threonine-protein phosphatase 2B catalytic subunit alpha isoform-like. Gene Ontology annotation, molecular function: calmodulin-dependent protein phosphatase activity; calmodulin binding. The record is from RefSeq and is a predicted model, not a curated record. Lineage: Eukaryota; Metazoa; Echinodermata; Crinoidea; Comatulida; Comatulidae. The transcript has 15 exons. Gene Ontology annotation, biological process: calcineurin-mediated signaling. Gene Ontology annotation, cellular component: cytoplasm; calcineurin complex. Bases 145 to 1650 code for a protein of 501 amino acids.
AUAUUUGUUGCUGUUCACGCCAUCUUGAAUUUGUUUUUAAAGGAGAACCCUGGUAAUUAUCCAGCAAAAAUCUAAGAGCAUCUGUGUUUUUGCCUGCCAUCGGAAUUAUAAAAAUUAUUCAGUGGAAGCUAUAGGGCAUUUACUAUGGCUACCACUGAUAUGAAGAAUUCAACGACCGAAAGAACGGUUAAAAGUGUUCCCUAUCCACCCACAAAGAAACUUGGUGUAGAGGAUAUAUACGAUGUAGAUCACAAUACUAAACCAAACCAUGCGAAGUUAAAAGCACAUUUCUUACAAGAAGGACGACUUACAGAAGAUGUAGCAAUAAGGAUUAUUAAUGAAGGUGCUGCAAUUCUAAGAAAGGAGAAAACAAUGAUAGAUAUAGAUGCACCAGUAACAGUGUGUGGAGAUAUUCAUGGGCAAUUUUACGAUCUUAUGAAGUUAUUUGAAGUUGGGGGCGACCCAGCUGUUACGCGGUACCUGUUCCUCGGUGAUUACGUAGAUAGAGGUUAUUUUAGUAUAGAGUGCGUGUUAUACCUUUGGGCGCUGAAGAUUCUUAACCCUACAACGUUGUUCAUGCUUCGAGGAAACCAUGAGUGUCGGCAUCUCACAGAAUAUUUCACCUUCAAACAAGAAUGUAGAAUAAAGUAUACAGAGAAGGUGUAUGAUGCGUGCAUGGAUGCGUUUGACUGCCUGCCGCUCGCUGGUCUGAUGAACCAACAAUUUCUUUGUGUUCACGGUGGCUUGUCACCAGAAAUUCAUACACUCGACGAUAUUAAGAAGGUGGACCGAUUCAAAGAGCCACCUGCCUUUGGUCCUAUGUGCGAUUUGCUGUGGUCAGAUCCUUUAGAAGACUUUGGUAGUGAGAAGAGUGCAGAACAUUUUAGUCAUAAUACAGUGCGAGGCUGCUCAUACUUCUAUAGUUAUGCGGCCUGCUGUGAAUUCCUUUCUCAGAACAAUUUAUUGUCUAUCAUACGAGCACAUGAAGCACAAGAUGCUGGAUAUCGUAUGUACAGGAAGAGCCAAACCACUGGUUUUCCCGUUCUAAUCACACUAUUUUCAGCUCCUAAUUAUUUGGAUGUGUACAAUAAUAAAGCUGCUGUUUUGAAAUAUGAGAACAAUGUCAUGAAUAUUCGACAGUUCAAUUGUUCCCCACACCCCUAUUGGCUCCCUAACUUUAUGGAUGUUUUCACAUGGUCUUUGCCUUUUGUUGGUGAGAAAGUUACUGAAAUGUUGGUGAACAUUCUAAAUAUUUGCUCUGACGAUGAGCUCGGAGAUGGUGAGGAUGACGAAGCUCGAAAGCAUGUGGUAACAUAUGAAAGACCAACUGAAGACAAUGGGAAUGGAGGCACUGCUGUUGCCAGAAAGGAGAUUAUUAAGAACAAGAUUCGUGCCAUUGGCAAGAUGGCAAGAGUAUUUACAGUUCUCAGAGAGGAGAGUGAGACAGUUCUUGUGCUCAAGGGGCUAACACCCAGUGGAAUGCUCCCUACAGGGGCACUCUCAGGGGGUAAAGCCACCCUACUAAGUGCUAUCAGCUCCCAGAAGAUCAGUGGCUUUGAAGAAGCCAAGGGUCUUGACAAGAUGAAUGAACGUAUGCCUCCCAGGCACCCUGGGGGUAUGCCCCAUAACAGCAUGGACAAGAACCCUUAAAGUUAUUGACACCUAGCCUAGGGUAACAUGUCAAAAGAUUUAGGUUGUAUUUGCAGGAGGUGAAUGAGGAUAAUUGGUUUAUGCAUUCAUUUCUGUAUUAAUAUGUUGUCUCUGGUACUCCUUUCCCUGUCAACAGCAAUUAACUCUCACAAGAUUAGUGGUUUUGAAGAAGCCAAAGGACUAGACAAAUUAAAUGAGCGUAUGCCGCCACGAAAAGAGCCGGUAUCAGCAACCCAGCCAGCUAGCGAGGACACUGAACAAGCCUAGGGUAUCCCUCUGUCGUCGUCGACAACCAUGCUUGUUAUCCUGAAAGGCGGAGACAGCUGAAUAACAGCCAACAGUCAGCGCGCCACAAAGGAAUUCACUGAAUCUCUUCUUCGCAAAGAGCAAGCCUUGCGCUUGAGAUUGACUUCAAUUCUGACUACAAUUUAAGUGGUUUUUGAAAUCGAGAUUCGAUGAAUCCAUUUUCAGGAGGUAAUGAGUGCUGCAAUACAUGAUUGAAAAUACAGCAGUCAGAGUCUGUAAUUAUGUGAGAUAUAUUAUAUAUAAGAACUUCAGUAUUGCUAUAUUAUAUAAUAUUGCCCUCUAUUGUCCAUCCCUAACCCUACUCAGAAUGUAGAUAAAAAAUAAAUACGCUUUUUAUGUUAGAAACGUCUCAACCACUAGAAUGAUUGAAGCCCGCAGGUUUCGGGCUUACGACUAUGCAUUCUUUUCCUCCUUGUUAUUAUACAACUAUUAUUAAUUAACAGAUCUCUUGGAAGAUUUGUAGCCCUCAAAAUAUAGCGUUGCCAGCUUUUAUGUUCUUCUGCAGUGUCUUGCUAGGUGCCUUUGGUGUAUGAAUGCAUAAAUUAUGUUCUGUGAAAUUUUUUCGAAUACCAUUGGGUUUACUUGACCUGUAUUACAACAUGACCAUUAGGUAGUGUGAUAACAGAAUAUACUAUUUAUGUAUUUACAUGCUUGGCAGUCUUGCAAAAUAUAUUGCCAAAAAAAUAAAGGUUUUGGGAGGUGUAUCCUGUCUCUGUCUGAAGCUCAACUAGGUGUAGGUAUAUUUAUGGACCUUUUCUGCUAAACUCAGCCAUUCGAAUAUUAGGCAGCUUUCGUUUGCGUGACAGGUGUAGGACCUGAACGUAAAGACGUCAUUAGGAAGUUGUUUGCGCAUGCGAGAAAGUUAAGUAUUAUAGGACUCUGUUUGGCCCCAAUCUACAUCGUGCAGAGAGUGCAGAAUUGUAACGGAUGAGUGAAUCUGUUUCUACGGUUACAUCAUCGUGCAAAUAGAAAGCUCCUUAUUGUUGCUAAGGUACCGCAAAACGACAGUAUAAACAUGUAAACUUGAGUUUUGUGGGGCAGUGCAUAUAUUCCUGGCCCUAAGAAUAACACCCUGAAAAGUUCAUUGUAUUGUGCUAGCAUCAGAGAUGAAGUUACCCAUGUUGAUCAUAGUCUUUCAUUUAUCAAAUCUGUGCUUUGGUUGUACUCCGAGAAGCUAACAGGGUUGGAUGUUAAAUGGAAAGUGAUUAAACACGUAAAUCUAGUGAAUUGAACUGAUGACACCUGAUCAAAUGUUUUUCAUCGCUUGAUACUUCUCUGAUGAAUGCGUCAGGCUCAAAUCACUGAAUUUCCUUUCCAGUGAGCUAGAACAAGAACCACACUUUGAGCAUUUUAAAAUUUUCGGACAGGGUAUACCUCAUAAUCCUAUUGAUAAUAAUAUUAAUAUUUGAAAAAAAAAGUUAUAUGAAUAAAUUAGCAUUAUCUGGGUUGAUUGAAUUUUGAUGUCGAGUAACACCUGCCUCAAACAAAGGUGUUUCCUGAUUGGCUAAGAUUUUCUCAAUGUUAGUCAGUGACUGACUAGAACUUUAAUCAACAGUUCUAAUUGGCUAAGAUUUUCUCAGUGUUAGUCAGUGAUUGGCUAGAACUCACUUAAGUGAUUUCUGAUUGGCUAGGAUUGAUAGUAAGCAUUAGGAUUAAUAACCCUAAGCUGUAUCUCAAUGUCUUUUUCUUGUAGAUACAAUAUAUAGAAUAUAAUAGGCUUGUGGGUAGUGAAGAACAAAUCAAGUGUUAUGUGUGAGAUCGUAUGUGGACUCUAUUCUGCGUUGAAAGCCAGCAGAGGUCUGCUGAUUUCACUAUCGAAUCAGUGAUAUAUAAGAUUGAAUAAAAAAUCAUAAAUGUAAAACUUUUUCUACUGACGAAUAUUGCUGAUAUUAAAAUCUUGUUAUUAAGAGUUUAAUUAUUCUUAUUGCUACUAUUAAUAUAGAUAUCAUUGUUCAUGUUGCUAAGUUGAAUGUUGGUACGAUGGAUAACAAGUGAAUUAAGAUUUAAAUGUAGACUGUACGCUAUAAAGGUUUUGUACCGUAUUUUAGUCAAUUUCUUUAAUCAUUUACAAGUUGUAGGAAGUCUGGUUAACUAAUAGAUGCCAAGAGUGUUGUUAUACACUCUUUGGUUGCUGUAGCAUUCAUUUUUUUGUAUCUGAUAAAUUUUUGUUGUCAAUUACAGAGUGACAUUUUUUUCCACUUUUGAAACCUUUUUGAUGUGAAAGUUGAGCCCUCUAUGAGGUAUAGAUUUGUGUACCUUGACUCCCUAGUUUAGUUAACAUUUGGUAGCGGCACACUUAACUUGAUGAUUUUUUAACAGUAGCAAUGAAACGUUAAGGGAUUAUUAUAAUUCGACCAAUCUAUUAUUAUUGAACAUAGUAUAAUGCAUACAGGGUAAGCUACACAAGCUCAGUCAGGCUUGCCUAACUUAAACCCUAUCCUCAUUUAGAUUUCUUUCAUGAAUAUAUUUACAGUACUAAUCUGUUUGAUUUCAAAGAUUAUGGUUUCUCUUGGAUUAAGGGUAUGGAUUAAGCAAUGUCAUAACAGGUAAAGUGUUACUGAACCAUCAGGUUUGACAGUAAUCCUACCCUUCAGAUAUCAUUGGAUUAGAUUAGAUUACAGUAUUCUUCGUAAAGGGUGCCAGUUACUGGUCAGUUAUAACUCAAAGAUUGGACUCAACUAUAUAUGUUAGUAUUAUAUAAUUCAUAUUAUGUUAGAAAAAGUAAAAUUGAAAAGUAUUGUCUGUAGUUGGGAAUAUAUGGGAUUAUGAAUACUUAUUAAACCUGCUUUUGAUCUGAAAUUAACAUUAUGCUUCUGUAGUGUACGUUUAUUUUUGAAAGGCAAUAUUCUGAAAUAAUUAUAUGAGCAAAUGCACUGAACAAAUAUUGUUACAAUAUGGAUUAGUUAACUAAUCUGUAAAUAUGUUAAUCCACAUAUCAUAGAUUAGGAUUUCUUUAACUAAGCUAAUCCAAAUUGCUUUAACUGCAACAAAGAGCAUUCAAAGAGCAUUCUAAGAUUAAUUCUCAUAUUAAUUUUGUGGAUUAGAACUCUUAAAUCGGUGCUAAUCCGUAACAUUGAUUAUACUAGGUAAGUCAGUGUUAACCCAUAACAUGGAUUAUCCAAGUUAAGGCAAUGCUAAUUAACAAGAUGUGGAUUAACCUAGUUAAAAUAAAGCUGAUCCUUAUUUGGAACCUAUACAGUAUAUAGUGCUAAUCCAUCAUAUUAGGGAUUAGCCUAGUUAAAUAUAUGGUAAUCCAUAAGAUAUAUGGAUUAUUAUGAAUGCUAAUCUGUCUGAUAAUGGGACAAUUAUUGGUAAAGGCAUUUUCUAGUUUGUUUAAAGUAAUAUUAUUAUUUUACUUGUGUUCAUUCUGGAUUGUACAGUUAAACCGAAGACGCCUAUAUAAUAUAUAACUAUCUUGAGAAUUGUUUAUUGUAGUUUAUGUGAUUAAGAUAUUUUUUUCAUUUAAAGAAGAACAUGAAAAUCUUUUAUAUUGCCUGUGUGUAAUUUUUGACUGUUGAAGAUUUUACUUUGUUGAUAUUUUAUAGUUUUUGUUUUUGAGUGCGUGUGUGCAAUCUUUUUAAUGAAGAAAAAUGCAGUUUUUCAAACCGACCGAUCAUGAAUAUUCAUGUAAUGUGACCUCUAAACUUCAGUGAAAUUGUUUUUCUCUGCUGAGUAUUCUACAAAAAAGGGAUACGCAAUUAGUAUUUAAGGUUUUUGGCUUGGUACGUAUUUUAUGCAUGAUAAACGUUCUGUGAGAUGUGACUAUUGGUACAUCAAAUUUCACAUUCUAUUUAUCAAAGAAAUUAAAUGAUGUAUUUAUGCUUUGAUAUGAAGUUUCUCGAUUAUUGGUCUAUACUUAUGUAUUAAUUAUAUAACAGAAGCUGAGAGAUUUUCUUUACAAUAGUUUGCUACAGUUAAACCCAAAAUCACCCUUAGCUAUUCUGUAAAUUGAAAACUAAAAUUCUUUCAAUAUGUUGCAAUGCAAAAUGUACUGUAUUUUCACUUGCUCUUAAGUUGGUUACUAACUUUUGCAUAUUAGUUGCAAUGGUUGUAACGUUAAGUCUGUGAUGUAUUAAUUAGUUUUUAUUCCCAUUCAUUUUGCUUUUAUUAACACUAAACUACUGUAUCUCUUUUUCUGUUCAUUAUCGAAUAUACAGUUAAUACAUAUGUUAGUACAUCCACAUAUUUCAGUUGUUUAAAAUUCAACUUUGAGAUGCCUUGUUAAUGUUAAAUCUGUGGACGAAAUAGUAACAUCUCGCAGUCAAUCAUUGUACUGUAUUCAAUAUCUGGCAACAUUGCCCCAACAUGAUAGGUAUGUUAUGACAGCGCCCUCAAUGAGCCAUGUUUUCUUCUUCUUUUUUUUCUACGCUGAAAUCAUGUGGUAGCAGCUUAAAACGGAGGACGUUCAUAUAUUUUGUCAGUUAGUACUGUAUUUGAGUAUACCACUGGAUUGUUUAAACUCGAUUAGAUCCCUUGCACAGUAGACGCCCAAAUGGUGGUUAUGAAAACUGGCCUAAAAUCGUUACGAACUCUUUCAUUGUGAGUAAUAUCAACACAGUUCCUCUAACUUAUAAAAAUUGUUUGAUAUUGCUUGAUGCGGUAAAUAUUCGUUUUAAGCUACAUUCACAUUAGACACGAUAACGACAUAUCAUCGCGUCGUUUAUAUUCUUCAACAGUGAGUGCAUUUUUAUCGUGUCUAGUGUAAAUGCAGCUUUAGAAUCAUAAUACUGUAAUUUGACAAAAUUGUAUUCUAUAAAACGCUUCAAUUUGAUAAUGAUUUAAUGAGCUUUUUCUUAUUUAUGAAGCGAUGUUCAAAAACGAUUGACCAGAUCCCACGAUGUGGGAACCAUAGCUAACCAUUUGGAGUUGUAGUGAUAAUUCGGCUUUUUUCAUCAUUUAUCUUUAACGCCGCUGGUUUAUGUUGCUCUGCUUUGUGGACUCUAUAUAAUUCUGAAUAAACUCAACUUCGAACUUAUCCAA